AUCGUAAUAGUUUAAAAAUUGCAUUAUCUAAUGCACUCAAUUGACUAUUACGAAUGAUUAGUGCAGUAAGACGGUCGAUUAAUAACCGCGAAUUUCCUUGUUGCAAUUUCAUUGUACAUAAUUUCAUAUGAGUUACCAUGAAGAUUAUGUCCGAUACGUUACUGUACCAAAACACUACCACUCAGCAAAUCAAUUCGAAGCGGAAGAUAUCGAGAAAGUGGGCGAUAUCGAUUUUGACCCAUUCGACACCACUGAGACUGGUGGCAGAAGCUUUUUGUACUUUGCGGCCACAAUAGCCAAUUUAACCGCAUUUGUCAGCGGCGUUUCGGUAGGAUGGAGCUCACCCGUCAUACCAAAGUUAAGCGGAGACAUUGAACCGGAAAAUAAUCCGCUACCGGAACCACUGACUCCCAACCAGCAAUCGUGGUUGGGAUCGCUACUGCCAUUGGGAGCCGUCUUCGGACCGGUGAUCGCCGGAUUAAUCGUAGAUCGCAUUGGACGAAAAAAAUCGCUUCUAAUUUCGACAUUACCGUUCAUAGCGGCGUUUAUCAUUGCGAUAUUCAGUCACAAUGUAAACUUGUAUUACGUCAUGCGAGUGCUGUGUGGUUUAGGGCUGGGUGCCGUAUUCACCGUCCUGCCAAUGUACGUUGGGGAAAUAGCGGAGGAUUCGAAUAGAGGCGCGUUGGGUUCCUUUUUGGCCCUGUUUAUGUGUAUGGGAAUUUUAUUUUCGUACUGCGUUGGGCCAUUCGUCCCUCUAACUACAUUUAAUAUAAUUUGCGUGGUCCCACCAAUCGUCUUCUUUCCAAUUUUUUUAGUGUACAUUCCUGACAGUUCCCACUCCCUCAUCGCGCGCAACGACGAAGCCGGAGCCGAAAAAGCCUUGACGAAAUUCCGUCAAAAGUCCAGCCGAGCUGUACACAAUGAAUUAUUAGAAAUCAGGGAUAGCGUCCAGGAGUCAUUGGCGAGUAAAGGGAGAAUUAUAGAUCUCUUCAGAUCAAAAGGACUGAUUCGUGCGCUGAUGAUAUCGCUCGGUUUGGUUUCCUUUCAGCAGCUCUCUGGUAUCAACAUAAUCUUUUUCUACGCGCAAACAAUUUUUUCCUUGGCCGGAUCGUCAGUUCCUGCAGAAAUCUCAACGAUAAUCGUCGGAUGUGUGCAAGUUCUGGCCGGAUUCCUAACUCCCAUGGUCGUUGAAAGGACAGGAAAACGAGCGAUCUUGAUCUUCUCAGCGAUUGGGAUGGGAAUAUCAAUGGCGUUGCUUGGAUUUUACUUCUACGUGCAACACAAUGCAACUAUAACCACCUACUUCUUCUGGUUGCCAAUAUUGAGUCUUAUUUGCUUUAACAUCACGUAUUCCGUCGGUUUCGGACCAUUACCGUGGGCCGUGUUGGGCGAAGUGUUUCCUCCAAACAUGAAAUCGGUGGCCUCGACCAUUACUGCAGCAUUUUGUUGGUUUCUGGCGUUUAUCAUCACGAACAUUUUCGGUACUGUUACCGCAGCAGUCGGGAUUUAUGGUUCAUUUUGGUUGUUUUCCUGCUUUUGUGUAAUUGCCUUCCUAUUUGUUUAUAUGCUUGUUCCCGAAACGUCCAGGAAGACUUUACAAGAGAUUCGAAAGAUACUUGACGGAGCUUAUUUCGUAUAGGUUUUCAGAUCACAUUUGCUGUAUGAAUCAUGAUUGCAAAUAAAAGAACUAAACAAAAAAA
Photinus pyralis (common eastern firefly) is the source of this 1700-nucleotide messenger RNA. Its product is annotated as facilitated trehalose transporter Tret1-like. The coding region runs from base 128 to 1639 and encodes 503 amino acids. Lineage: Eukaryota; Metazoa; Arthropoda; Insecta; Coleoptera; Lampyridae. Gene Ontology annotation, molecular function: sugar transmembrane transporter activity. Gene Ontology annotation, biological process: carbohydrate transport; transmembrane transport. Gene Ontology annotation, cellular component: membrane. The transcript is spliced from 2 exons. The record is from RefSeq and is a predicted model, not a curated record.